CUCCUUCGUUGCCCUUCCGAGCCGGCGGCAGGACAGGCAGCGCGUGGGCGGUGCUGGCAGCCGCUGAUUGGCUCGUCCCGAGCGCCGGUGGCGGAAACGGCCUCCGAGGCGAUAGUUCCUCCUCCUCGUCGUCGCUGCGGCCACCUCCGCCGCCGUGCUGAGGAGAUGCGGCGACCGGGCGGCCUCGGUGGAUUCCCGCUCGUGGUUUUCCCUCGCCGACAACUGCCGUCGCUGUCGCUCUUCUUGCUGCUGUGCGGCUCGGGCCUGGCAAGGGAAGCCGAGGCGGGCGCUGUCACUUGCGGCUCGGUGCUGAAGCUGCUCAACACCCGGCAUAACGUCCGGCUGCACUCGCACGAGGUCAAGUACGGAUCCGGAAGUGGUCAACAGUCAGUGACUGGAGUUGAAGCUUCUGAUGAUGCUAACAGCUAUUGGCGGAUCAGAGGCAAAACUGAUGGGUCCUGCUACCGAGGAGUGCCUAUAAAGUGUGGGCAAGCAGUACGCCUUACCCAUGUUAAUACAGGGAAAAACUUGCACACCCACCACUUCCCAUCACCACUCUCCAACAAUCAGGAAGUAAGCGCCUUUGGUGAUGAUGGAGAAGGAGAUGACUUAGAUGUGUGGACAGUGCAGUGCAGCGGGACAUACUGGGAGCGGGACGACGCAGUGCGUUUCAAGCACAUAGGAACAGAUGUGUUCCUUUCAGUCACAGGCGAACAGUACGGUCACCCAAUCAGGGGCCAACGGGAAGUUCAUGGCAUACAUUCUCCUAAUCAUCACAACUACUGGAAGGCAAUGGAAGGUGUUUUCAUUAAGCCCAGCUUGGACUCUACAAAGCACGAUGAGCUCUGAAUGUGUGAUGGACUUUUUAUGUAGAAUUCACCAAAGUAUAUGAGCUGGUUCCUUUCUGUAAAUACCACUCUUAAUCACCAUCUUCUUUAAGACGUUGGCAUUGGGAUACAUUUGCAGGUCAAUGUUUUCAUGAGUAACUGCACUCCAGGGAAAUAAAUAAAUAAAUUCAGACUGACAAGAAGUUAGAUUGACUGUUGGGCUACCAUUCAUUUUCAAAAGUCAUUUCCUUUUCUUAUCUCAUUUGUUCCUUUUCCUUAACUAAGAAAACGGUGAAUUGCAGUGUAAACAAUCUAAUCCAAAGUGCAAUAAAACUUAAAUUUUGUAAUUCUU
This is a messenger RNA of Rhineura floridana, 1179 nucleotides long. RefSeq names its product stromal cell derived factor 2 like 1 (gene SDF2L1). NCBI's taxonomy places the organism in Eukaryota, Metazoa, Chordata, Lepidosauria, Squamata, Rhineuridae. Bases 166 to 849 code for a protein of 227 amino acids. The transcript has 3 exons. The record is from RefSeq and is a predicted model, not a curated record.